Molecule: messenger RNA, 3762 nt
Organism: Rangifer tarandus platyrhynchus (Svalbard reindeer)
Lineage: Eukaryota; Metazoa; Chordata; Mammalia; Artiodactyla; Cervidae
Source: the annotation of a GenBank genome assembly
AUGGGGGUGGACUUCGACGUGAAGACUUUCUGCCACAACUUGCGGGCCACUAAGCCACCCUACGAGUGCCCCGUGGAGACCUGCCGCAAGGUCUACAAGAGUUACAGUGGCAUUGAGUACCACCUGUACCACUAUGACCAUGACAACCCACCACCCCCUCAGCAGACUCCACUCCGAAAGCACAAGAAGAAGGGGCGCCAGUCACGCCCAGCCAACAAGCAGUCGCCCAGCCCCUCCGAGGUAUCCCAGUCACCCAGCCGUGAGGUGAUGAGUUACGCACAGGCCCAGCGCAUGGUGGAGGUGGACUUGCACGGCCGCGUGCACCGCAUCAGCAUCUUUGACAACCUGGAUGUGGUGUCUGAGGAUGAGGAGGCCCCCGAGGAGGCCCCUGAGAGCGGCAGCAACAAGGAGAACACUGAGACACCCGCUGCUACGCCCAAGUCAAGCAAGCAUAAGAACAAGGAGAAACGCAAGGAUUCCAACCAUCACCACCACCACAAUGCUUCUGCCAGCACCACUCCCAAGCUGCCAGAGGUGGUCUACCGGGAGUUGGAACAGGACACCCCUGAUGCCCCGCCCCGGCCGACUUCCUAUUACCGGUAUAUUGAGAAGUCGGCCGAGGAGCUGGAUGAGGAAGUUGAGUACGACAUGGAUGAGGAGGACUACAUCUGGCUAGAUAUCAUGAACGAGCGGCGGAAGACGGAAGGUGUGAGUCCCAUUCCACAGGAGAUCUUUGAGUACCUAAUGGACCGGCUGGAGAAAGAGUCGUACUUUGAGAGCCACAAUAAAGGCGACCCCAACGCGCUCGUAGACGAGGAUGCUGUGUGCUGUAUCUGCAAUGACGGCGAGUGCCAGAACAGCAAUGUCAUCCUUUUCUGUGACAUGUGCAACCUGGCCGUGCACCAGGAGUGCUACGGUGUCCCCUACAUCCCUGAGGGCCAGUGGCUGUGCCGCCGCUGCCUGCAGUCACCCUCCCGCGCUGUGGACUGCGCCUUGUGCCCCAACAAGGGUGGUGCCUUCAAGCAGACAGAUGAUGGGCGCUGGGCCCAUGUGGUGUGUGCCCUCUGGAUCCCCGAGGUCUGCUUUGCCAACACGGUCUUCCUGGAGCCCAUUGACAGCAUUGAGCACAUCCCGCCCGCACGCUGGAAGCUGACCUGCUACAUUUGCAAACAGCGGGGCUCAGGGGCCUGCAUCCAGUGCCACAAGGCCAACUGCUACACAGCCUUCCACGUGACGUGUGCCCAACAGGCUGGCCUUUACAUGAAGAUGGAGCCUGUGCGGGAGACAGGUGCCAAUGGCACCUCCUUCAGCGUCCGCAAGACCGCCUACUGCGACAUCCACACACCCCCAGGUUCAGCACGCCGCCUGCCUGCCCUGUCUCACAGUGAAGGGGAGGAGGAUGAGGAGGAGGAGGAAGAUGAGGGUAAGAGUUGGAGCUCAGAGAAGGUCAAGAAGGCCAAGGCCAAGUCCCGGAUCAAGAUGAAGAAGGCGCGGAAGAUCCUGGCAGAGAAACGGGCAGCAGCCCCCGUGGUGUCUGUGCCUUGCAUUCCACCACACAGGCUCAGUAAAAUCACAAACCGCCUGACCAUCCAAAGGAAGAGCCAGUUCAUGCAGAGGCUGCACAGCUACUGGACGCUGAAGAGGCAGUCGCGGAAUGGGGUCCCGCUGCUGCGUCGCCUACAGACCCACCUGCAAUCUCAGAGGAACUGUGACCAAGUCGGGAGAGAUUCCGAGGAUAAGAACUGGGCCCUCAAAGAACAGCUUAAGUCCUGGCAGCGGCUUCGGCAUGACCUGGAGCGAGCACGGCUGCUGGUGGAGCUGAUUCGCAAGCGGGAGAAGCUCAAAAGGGAGACGAUCAAGGUCCAACAGAUCGCCAUGGAGAUGCAGCUGACCCCCUUCCUCAUCCUCCUUCGAAAAACCUUGGAGCAGCUCCAAGAGAAGGACACGGGCAACAUCUUCAGCGAGCCGGUCCCUCUGUCUGAGGUAACCGAAUUGGACGAAGUACCUGACUACCUCGACCACAUCAAAAAGCCUAUGGACUUUUUCACCAUGAAGCAGAACCUGGAGGCUUACCGCUACCUGAACUUUGAUGAUUUUGAGGAGGACUUCAACCUCAUCGUCAGCAACUGCCUCAAGUAUAAUGCCAAGGAUACCAUCUUCUACCGGGCAGCAGUGCGGCUCCGUGAGCAGGGUGGCGCGGUGCUCCGCCAGGCCCGGCGCCAGGCAGAAAAAAUGGGCAUUGACUUUGAGACGGGCAUGCAUAUCCCCCACAGCCUGACUGGAGACGAGGCCCCACACCACACCGAAGAUGCAGAGGAAGAGCGGCUGGUCCUGCUAGAGAACCAGAAGCACCUGCCAGUGGAAGAGCAGCUAAAGUUGCUGCUUGAACGGUUGGAUGAGGUGAACGCCAGCAAGCAGAGCGUGGGCCGCUCUCGGCGCGCCAAGAUGAUCAAGAAAGAGAUGACGGCACUGCGGAGGAAGCUUGCCCACCAGCGGGAGACUGGACGGGAUGGGCCUGAGCGACACGGCCCCUCCAGCCGGGGCAGCCUGACACCCCACCCAGCGGCCUGUGACAAGGACGGGCAGACAGACAGUGCCGCCGAGGAGAGCAGCAGCCAGGAGACAAGCAAAGGCCUGGGUCCCAACAUGUCCUCAACCCCCGCACUUGAGGUGGGCAGGAGAACCUCAGUUCUGUUCUCCAAAAAGAACCCGAAGACAGCUGGACCGCCCAAGAGGCCGGGCCGGCCCCCCAAAAACCGGGAGAGCCAGAUGACCCCCAGCCACGGAGGCAGUCCUGUGGGGCCCCCCCAGCUCCCCAUCAUGGGCUCCCUACGUCAGCGCAAGCGGGGUAGGAGCCCUCGGCCCAGUUCGAGUUCAGACAGCGACAGUGAUAAAUCCACAGAAGACCCCCCAAUGGACUUACCAGCCAAUGGCUUCAGCGGUGGAAACCAGCCAGUAAAGAAGAGUUUCUUGGUGUAUCGUAACGACUGCAGCCUUCCUCGGAGCAGCUCAGACUCAGAAUCCAGCAGCAGUAGCAGCAGCAGUGCUGCCUCCGACAGGACCAGCACAACGCCUUCAAAACAAGGCCGGGGCAAGCCCUCCUUCUCUCGGGGCACUUUCCCAGAGGAUAGCAGCGAAGAUACCUCAGGCACUGAGAAUGAGGCCUACUCCGUGGGCACUGGCCGCGGCGUGGGCCACAGCAGUAAGUACACCCGCCUAAAGCCAGAGGUGCUGGGGGCCUGGUGUCAGGGCCUUGCCAGACCCCUGGCUGCUGAUCCAUCCCCUCUCUCCCAUUCCUGUGAAGUUGUAAGGAAGAGUCUGGGCCGGGGAGCUGGCUGGCUAUCAGAGGAUGAGGACUCCCCCCUGGACGCUCUGGACCUGGUGUGGGCCAAAUGCCGAGGGUAUCCAUCGUACCCAGCUCUGAUCAUUGAUCCAAAGAUGCCCCGGGAAGGUAUGUUCCACCAUGGGGUUCCCAUCCCUGUGCCCCCAUUGGAGGUGCUGAAACUUGGGGAACAGAUGACCCAAGAAGCCCGAGAGCAUCUCUACCUCGUCCUCUUCUUUGACAACAAGAGAACCUGGCAGUGGCUGCCCAGGACUAAGCUGGUUCCUCUGGGCGUGAACCAGGACCUUGACAAGGAGAAGAUGCUGGAGGGCCGGAAAUCUAACAUCCGCAAGUCAGUCCAGAUAGCCUACCACAGGGCCCUGCAGCACCGCAGCAAGGUGCAGGGCGAGCAGAGCAGCGAGACCAGCGACAGUGACUGA